Metarhizium album ARSEF 1941 is the source of this 783-nucleotide messenger RNA. RefSeq lists its product as uncharacterized. The transcript has a single exon. Lineage: Eukaryota; Fungi; Ascomycota; Sordariomycetes; Hypocreales; Clavicipitaceae. Bases 1 to 783 code for a protein of 260 amino acids. The record is from RefSeq and is a predicted model, not a curated record.
AUGCAGCACUGCUUCAAGUUCCUCGUGGUCUCAACCGCCCUCUUGCUCCCGGCUACAGCUUCACGUAUGGCUGUCCGGGCCGAUGCUGAUGAUACGGGUGAUGAAAAUAGGGCCAAGGUUUGCUAUCCCGAAGUCGACGGCUCCGGUACCGUCCCACCUUGCGUUUCCAUCGGCCAGAUCGAGGCCGCUUGUCAGCCCAACAACAGCACUGAGCCAGUCAACUACAAUGAUCACGUUCAAUGCAUGUGCCAGGGCAGCUACUUUGAGGAUUGGCGUGGUUUUCAGAACUGUCUCUUCGUUCAUGGACUCCGUAGUGCUCGUGAUCACGCCUACUGGGGAAAUGUUCUUUCUGUUGCUUCGAGCUCUUUUUGCCAGGGCAGUCCCACUGCCGCCUUUUCGGCUGUUUUCUCUUCUGUUCAGGCCAACACGCGUGACGCCCCUGCUGUCACCACCGGUGAUACCAUAUCCUCGGAUAAGUUCCCCGGCAAGACGGACGUUAGCCUAUACUAUACAGCUACCGGUCCUCAAGGCCCUGGUGCCAUCGCCGGUGCCGACGCCACAGCCACACGUGUCUCGAAUCCCACCGCUACUAACCUGACGGUCUCGAACACAAGUGGUGAAAACAACAGGAAUACACCAAUGCAGACAGCAUCUGGAUCCUCAUCUGAGACUGCCAGCACUACGAGGCCAUCCUCAUCUACCUCUGCCGGCGGUUCCCCGGCACAAGAAGCUGGCAUGGCAAUAAUGGUUGUUGUGGGAGCUGCUCUGGUCCUGGCUUUAUAA